Molecule: messenger RNA, 1401 nt
Organism: Aspergillus ibericus CBS 121593
Lineage: Eukaryota; Fungi; Ascomycota; Eurotiomycetes; Eurotiales; Aspergillaceae
Exons: 5
Coding region: 25-1200 (391 amino acids)
Biological process (GO): ubiquitin-dependent protein catabolic process
Cellular component (GO): cytoplasm
Molecular function (GO): ubiquitin binding; ubiquitin conjugating enzyme binding
Source: RefSeq, a predicted model, not a curated record
CUCAUCGCCAGAGCCGCUCCCACGAUGUCAGAAGAAGACAAGAAUACUACCAACAAGCUUCCGGUUGGACCACUCAGCCCCAAACCAGAGUCGCCAACUACUGCGCGCCCGCUGGAUUUUGACGAUGAGCCUCAGGAGAUCGGCGUCAUCCCCGCAUCGUCUACAGCUCCUGCUCAGCAGGGUGCUGCAGAAGCAGCCCCGCCAAAGCCACCCCGCCCAUUGAGCCCCCGGCAACAGGCCGAGACCACCCUCAAGGAAGCAUUCCCAUCUAUCGAAGGAUCAGUGAUAAAAGCAGUAUUGGUGGCCAGUAACUGGGAUGUGGAACGCUCUUUCCAUGCUCUGCUGAGCAUGACGGAUCCGUCUGCUGCCGAACGCGAUGCGCCUCCCCCGAAGCCACCACGCCCGACUGCUGCGCAGAGGCAGCUGGAAGCAGAUGAGCUGUAUGCUCGUCAGCUGGCCGAACACUACAAUCGUCGUGCGCCGCAACCCCGCUGGGAAAAUGAACGUCCGCAGCAGCGGCCGAGAAGUGGAAGCGACGUCUCUGACGAAAGAGAAUACAGUUUCUUUGAUGAUGAUCUCCCUGUGAUCCGUGAAAACAUUCGCAAAGGAUUCCUAGAUACCCAGACGAAAGUCAACUCGUGGGUCCAAAACCUGAAGAAGCGGCUUGAUGGUGAAUCACCAGAGGAGGAGUCUUCUGCUCAAGCCCGCCCCGAAGAAAGCUACGGUAGACCCCGACGAAGCGGGGACCUAGGGCGCCGUAGCGGUGAUCGUGAGCGCUACGAUGCCGACCACCGCAUUCUGAAUGACGACUUCUCUGCACUUGAGUUGAGAGAUACAGAAGCCCCUCCCCCGCGGCCUCCACGCCCGCUCGCCAACCCCAACCUGUUUAAGAGCUCAUCGCCUUCCCCCGACAGACGCAAGGUGUCCUUCCAGGAGGGCCCACCCGCCGAGAUUGACAAUCUGUACGAUGCCUCUGAACCCGUCCGACGCACCCCUCCUACGACCGGCAAAUCAAGCAAGUGGCAGCCCCUGUCAACCGUUGAACCCUCCCCCGUCGGGGAGCAUGAUCCGUUUAGUCUAGGUGACAGCGAGGAUGAGAAGGAAAAGGAGACCAAGACGAAGGACCAUACCACGGCCGAGGCGGCGGCCGGAGAGGCGUCGAAAGACAGCACCAAGGCAGAGAGCGCGGGCAAGUCAUAGUGCCGGCUUGAUCCGUUCAUUAUUUCUUAUUACCCUCACACACAUUCUGUUCAUCCUUAACACGCACAUGCUGCUACUUGUACUCUGCAUGCCAUUACCUUACCAAGGCCUCGAGCCGACGUUAAUGAUACCAAAGACUGCAACUGGGAGACCACAGACCAUGGUAGUCGAUUCGAACUGACACAUUGAUAAGCCGAACAU